Geodia barretti is the source of this 2032-nucleotide messenger RNA. Lineage: Eukaryota; Metazoa; Porifera; Demospongiae; Tetractinellida; Geodiidae. The record is from the annotation of a GenBank genome assembly.
UCAUCGCAAUGUAUGAAGUUUGGUACUUGACUUGGACAGGCACAAUAUCCAGAUGAGUCAGAAGUAUUCACCAAUUCAAACCAUGGAGGACACUCCUUCAUACUGCCAACCAAGCAUACUGGCGUACAAAGUAUUAGAAGCACUGUGAGGACAAAAUCCAUUAUCUCUGUCUUGAUAAUAUCAUGUACAGAUGUUUUCUUGACGUGAGAAAAGUAGAGUGAGCAAGUCUGCUCCCAAGGGUUUUUGUAACUAUCCAUGGGAAUAGGAAAUAAUCAUAUUUGGUGGAACAUAAAACUCAUCAAAUAAACUACAAACUUUUAGUUGCUGUAUGGCGUCAGAUAAUCAAGUGUACUGUGAGUAUAGAGUUUACUAUAUAUCCAUUGCUAAAGACAGUGCUCUUCAUCCCAAAAGGUGUGCUUAAUUAUGAGCCGUUUGUGUGUCCCAAUCCCUACCAAGGCACGUAGGUAGUCUUGUUAUCGUAACUAAUAGCUAUUCUCCAUGUAGUAACAACAUUCUAUCACGUUCAACAAACUCACACACACUCACUAACACCCGCUCACCCCUCAUGCACACACACACACACACACACACUGCAGUGUUCAGUGGAGAUGCAGCAGAUCCUGCGACUGGCCCUCCGUGAUGGAGACGAGUGGGUGAGACUGUUUGCCACCAUUCUGGCCCCGUUUCCCCAUUCCCAGUCCAUCGAUGUGGAGCCAUGUACUGAGGGAAACAUGGAGGGGGUCCAAGCUGAAGUUGCUGAAGCAUUGUCCCUGAAGAGUGACUGCUCAUUCAUUCCCCACGAGUUUGCCUGUCUCAACCACUCGGUGCUCUCUGCCGCUCACAAGUAUACUCCGCCCACUGGACACACCCACUUUACUCUGAGACAGCAACCCCAGGCAUCAGUCCAGCUCAGGAAUGAGAUCCUCCAGAAAGCUGAGAUGGAUUUUGCCCAGACAGGGUCCCUAGUCAAAGAUAGGCAUCUCCUCCAGCGACAAAUGUCUGCUACUGGUUCAAACCCGUUUGUAUCCACGUCUCGUUCCAGUAGCAGCAGGAAGUCGGUGCCCAUUCCAGGCCACACGGCCUCUCGUGUUCAGAGAGAGAGAGGCACAAAGCUUCUUGACAUUAAUGAAGUGCCACUCAAUUUCAAAAGAAAGAGACGAGCAGUAGCUGACUUGGAGCUACCAGGUGGUGGUGGGGAGUCAAAGAAGACCAGGACCUCCUCCAAGAGCGAACCAGACACACCCACACCCACGUUGCAGUCUGCAACACCAGACUAUGCGGCGGGGCUGGGGGUGGAGUUUCCACCAGCCACACCCACCUCGUCUCGGGCGGUGGUAGGGGGCGGAGACGUCACUGGAGGGGCGGCGGCGGCCUCGGGUAAAAAGGGAGCACUGGAACUGGCUUUGCAGAGUCCCACAACAUCUCUGGCCAGUGACUCUCAGAAACCUCAGAGCUCAACUACACCUGUUACACCGUUCUACUCUCUGACGUCGCCCACAUACCAGCCGUAUCCCAGGGCAACGGCCACUCCCAGUGGCCCCAUCCCACCCCACAUCAGUCCCUUCACUCCCGGCACUCCCUCCACCCCCACCCUCCCAACCUCCCCCAGCACACCUCAGCCCAAGCUGAAAGUCACUCGUCAGCAGCUCCUGAUAGCCCAGGAGAUGUUCAAAGAGAGCCAAAAUCUUACCAGAGAGCACAAAGCUCUCAUCCUUGGUUUCAUGGCCGGAGCCAGAGAAAAUAUUGUUCUUCUGCAGAAAACCCAUACCCCAACCGUGAGGUGGUAACAAUUAAGCUAAACGACAGGGUGCAGGAGGAGAGUGAGGGGAAGAAGGUUCUCAUUGAGACAGUCUUUGAGAUGAACUACAAGACUGGGAUGUGGAGGAAACUCCAGUACAAGAGACCUCAUCAGUGAAAUAGUUUUACCACUGACAGUAAAGUAUGACUAAGAGCACAAUUAAAAUUGUGUAUAGGGUAUAUACUGAAGGUAUGAAUGGAUUAAUUUGAUUACUCUUACUGUUGCACUGAAAAU